AUGAUCAGAAUAUCUCACUUGAUUGCCGGCUUGGCAACGGCCUCGAUCUCCACUGCUUUAGACCUCAACACCAGCGAUACAGCCUCGAUAAAAGAUACAGCAGCCGAGAUUGCUAAGGUUCUUUACCUCUACCACAAUGCUGAGUCAACAGCAGGCGACUUUAAUCAGCCACAACCUUGGUUUUGGUGGCUUUCGGGAAACGGGUGGAACGGCCUUCUCGAUUAUACCGUAUACACAGGCGAUACAACGUAUCAGGCCGAUUUCUUGGUUGCGAUAGCAGAAAACAUCGGCGAUAACCGGGACUUUGUGCCCGAGUCGCAGUACGGAUGGGAGGCCAACGACGAUCAGGCGUACUGGGUGUAUAAUGCGCUAACAGCGCUGGAGUACGGUUUCGAGCCUCUGCCCUGCGAUGAAAAGGCUGCCGACGGGACAUGCCUCAACUCAUGGCUGGCGCUCAGCACCAACGCGUUCAACCUCUUCGCAAGCCGAUAUGAGGCGGACAGCGGAACGUGCAAUGGAGGCUUGAAGUGGCAGUAUCGAACUACAGAGUCGGGUUAUUACUACAAGAACAGCGUGACGAACGCAGGGUUUUUCCAAACGGCCGCGCGACUCGCGCGGUAUACGGGGAACCAGACUUUCGCGGACUGGGCGACAAAGGUAUGGGACUGGUCCUCGGGUGUCGGCUUCGUCACCGCAGAUUUCCACGUCUUUGAUGGCGCUGGUGAUAAGGACGGGGCAAACUGUACCGGCAUCAACCAGGAUCAGUGGUCUUAUAACAUAGCAAGCUAUCUUCACGGUGCUGCGCACAUGUAUGCGUACAGCGAGGAUGGCAGCGAUGCGAAGGCGCUUUGGGAAAGUCGAGUUCAAGGGCUCGUAUCCGCAGCCAAGAUCACCUUCUUUGGACCGACAACGGAUGCGCCGGAUGUCAUGUAUGAGCAGAAGUGUGAGCUCUCGAAAGGCUGCACCACAGAUCAGACGAGCUUCAAAUCCAGCUUGUCACGUUGGUUGGGGAAGACAGCGGUCUUGGUGCCUAGCGUUAGCGACACGAUCUUCGAAUUGCUUGAGGCCAGUGCCAAAGGAGCUGCAGCUAGCUGUACCGGGUAUAGUAAUUCGACAUGCGGCAGUCAGUGGUACACUGGCAGUUUCAACAGCCAAUCCGAUUUUGGAGUUGAGCUUAGCGCUUUAGAGAUAGUGCAGAGCUUACUGGUGAAAAGUGCACCGGACUUUGCAGUUGCUUCUAAAUCGUAG
Molecule: messenger RNA, 1248 nt
Organism: Truncatella angustata
Lineage: Eukaryota; Fungi; Ascomycota; Sordariomycetes; Amphisphaeriales; Sporocadaceae
Product: glycoside hydrolase
Exons: 1
Coding region: 1-1248 (415 amino acids)
Biological process (GO): carbohydrate catabolic process; fungal-type cell wall biogenesis
Molecular function (GO): mannan endo-1,6-alpha-mannosidase activity
Source: RefSeq, a predicted model, not a curated record